Cajanus cajan (pigeon pea) is the source of this 897-nucleotide messenger RNA. Its product is annotated as CASP-like protein 1D2. The record is from RefSeq and is a predicted model, not a curated record. NCBI's taxonomy places the organism in Eukaryota, Viridiplantae, Streptophyta, Magnoliopsida, Fabales, Fabaceae.
CACCAACUCUUGCGUGUAGGAAACUACAACUCAUUUGUUUUUACAUUGCCUUUCCCAUAUCCAUCUAUAUAUAUUUUUUCACAAUACCAUUACCUUUAUCUCCUACCACUUUGUUUCCUCUAAGAUUAUCGUCAAUUCAAACCACAUGGCUUCUACAAACAAGCCUGUUGAAUCUGAAUACAAAUCAUCUUCAACUCCAGUACUUCAUGCUUCAGCUCCCGCUGGUGUUGAUUACUUUAAAUUUGAUGUCAUCCUAAGGUUUCUCUUGUUUGCAGCAUCACUGGUAUCUGUUGUGGUCAUGGUCACGGGUAAUCAAACAUUAAAUAUUCCUCUGCCACUGUCAGCCAAGUUCAGAUACUCACCAUCCUUUGUGUAUUUUGUGGCUGCAUUCUCCGUUUCUGGCCUUUACAGCAUCAUUACAACUAUUGCAUCACUCUCUGCUAUUAAAAAUCCAACCCUCAAAACGAAGUUGCUCCUCUACUAUGUCUUGUGGGAUGCGGUGAUACUGGGCAUAAUAGCCUCAGCAGUAGGCACAGCAGGGGGCAUGGCAUAUUUGGGUUUGAAGGGAAAUAAACACGUGAAUGGUUGGAACAAAAUUUGCAAUGUUUUUGACAAGUUCUGUAGGCAUGUUGGUGGCGCCGUAGGCGUGGGUUUGUUUGGAAGCAUUGUCACAGUCUUGCUCAUUUGCCUUUCAGCUUACAGCAUUCAUAGCCGAGUCCCCAAGUAGAUGGAAUGGAAGGAACAUCGAUUAGUGUUCUCUCAGUAAUUGUCAAGUGUGUAGAUGACUUAAUGUGUUGCUUCAAUCGUGUUAAUUAUUUUUUUUUGUAAUUCAGUAUAAGGACUCAGUUGUAUUUUACAUGUCAUUCGUGCCAUAAAUGAUUGAAGUUAUUAAUUCUA